AUGUAUCGCCGCACGAUAGGACUUGGUAAGAAGCAUGGGAGUGUAGACCAGCAGCCUAUCCUGGCGCCCGGAGGUCACUGGUCUAGUAGUAGUCGGCAAGUUCAAAUGUGGUUUAACGUAGCCGGUAUUGGAUGUGAGAACGAGUUGCACGAAACCUACCCCACCGAGAGUACAUCGGUCAGAAACAAGGGUUCUCUCACGCAUGUAGCCGCAUCCCUUGUGCGAGAAACGUCUCCCGGCCCAUCGUCAUUUGAUUCCGCGCUCAAGUCAAACACGAGGCGAUGGCUCAAUGCGAUCUCCGGUCCCGCUCCAUUGUGUACCAACGUAGGAAGUGUACGGCCUCGCAACGUGCCCCAUGAUGAUCCUAUCAAAAGGCGUGUCUAUGACGAACAGCUGGUAAAACACGCUGGUACACCGAACUGCUCCGUCCCUUGUGAGAUAAGAUAUGGGCGGGAACAGCCGGCAUCCCUCAAGUUCAUCGAUCUCAAGAUUGAAUGUUACGACCUGCAAAUUCGGACUAGUCCAAGGAACAUCCCGUUUGUAGUCCAUUUCCACCAAUCCCAAGGCACUUCAAUCGUCACAAAUGGUUCAAGUCGUCAACGUAACAUUCACCUUGACCAGAUCAAGCUGUAG
Messenger RNA from Suillus plorans, 633 nucleotides. RefSeq lists its product as uncharacterized. NCBI's taxonomy places the organism in Eukaryota, Fungi, Basidiomycota, Agaricomycetes, Boletales, Suillaceae. The coding region runs from base 1 to 633 and encodes 210 amino acids. The transcript has 6 exons. The record is from RefSeq and is a predicted model, not a curated record.